CGGGGCAGACCUGCCGCUGCUGCGGGGGGGUCAGGUGGGGUCCGGUCAUUGUCCGGCCCCGGUAUAUAAGCGGACUGAGGCCGGGCGUGUGCCAGGCUCACCGGCUCGCACGAGCUGAUCCAGAGCAGUAGAGGCGCGUGCCAGAACUCCUGAUCCAGACCCAGUUCUGCUGGAUCUAAUCCAGAACCGAACGCUGCUCUCCGAGAUGGACUCCGUUUUCUCCGAUACCGACACCAGCUGUGACCUCUUCCCGCACACCGACGAUGAGGACUCCCGCGGCAGCGUGCGCGGCGCGUCCCCGCGGCCCGAUCAGCAGCAGCUGCAGCAGAAGAAGCGGCGUCGCGGCCGCGGCCGCAGCGAUUCCACCGCACAGGUGGUGAAGAAGAACCGGCGUCUCAAGGCUAACGAUCGGGAGCGGAACCGCAUGCACAACCUGAAUGACGCGCUGGACGCGCUGCGGGGCGUCCUGCCGGCCUUCCCGGAUGAGACCAAACUCACCAAAAUCGAAACUCUGCGCUUUGCGCACAACUACAUCUGGGCUCUGUCGGAGACCAUCCGCAUCGCGGACCUGCAGGCGGGGAAGACCGGAGACCCUCCCCUGCUGCUCAGCCCCUCUCUCCUGGUGGAGGCCCCCAGCCCGGGAAGCGACGGCUGUUCCUGGAGCUCCAGCGGCUCUUCGUCCUCUUCCUCGCCGGCUUAUUGCGCCUCGAGUCCGGGCAGCCCCUCCGCGCCGGAGGACUACAGGUUCCUGCAGCAGGUUCCCGUGUUCGGUUUCCGCAGCUUCGCUCCGGGCAUCUACUGAGGACUGGGGAGCAGAGACAGGUGGAGACAGGUGCCUUAGCAGCCGACAGCAGAAGAACCGGAGUUUGCCUUACAGAGCAGAAGGACUGAAAUGAGAAGAACUUUAUUCCUCAUUUAGAUGUUUCCGAGUUUGUGUUUUAAUAUAAAAAUCUUUGCACUCCCCCCUCCCCCAGUGUGCAGGUUAGUCAGGUCUACAGCUCCUCGUCCUCGUCUUCCUCCUUCUCCUAGAGGUGAAAAGUCAACUUUACAAUUUGUAGAGCAGUGAAGCAGAAAACUGAGCGUGGAAAUCCAGUUUCUGCGCUCUGACAAAAGACUGAAAGGAGCUGCCCCCAUCCAUUAUUCUGUCACCCCCACACAGACUGCCCCCCUCCCCCCCCACACACACACUCUGUUGUUGUUUUUAUUUAUUUGGUUUCGUCACAUAGAAAGUUGUAUUUUGUACAUAAAGAGAUUUUUAUUCUAUUUACUGGAACUUUCCUGCUUUUUCUGAAUAAAUAAAGUUUUAACGUU
Girardinichthys multiradiatus is the source of this 1311-nucleotide messenger RNA. It is a transcript of the gene neurog1, whose product is annotated as neurogenin 1. The coding region runs from base 206 to 802 and encodes 198 amino acids. The transcript has 2 exons. Lineage: Eukaryota; Metazoa; Chordata; Actinopteri; Cyprinodontiformes; Goodeidae. Gene Ontology annotation, molecular function: protein dimerization activity. The record is from RefSeq and is a predicted model, not a curated record.